Anastrepha ludens (Mexican fruit fly) is the source of this 405-nucleotide messenger RNA. Its product is annotated as myb-like protein Q. The coding region runs from base 1 to 405 and encodes 134 amino acids. NCBI's taxonomy places the organism in Eukaryota, Metazoa, Arthropoda, Insecta, Diptera, Tephritidae. The transcript has a single exon. The record is from RefSeq and is a predicted model, not a curated record.
AUGGAUACAUUAUUACCACCACAACUAAAACGUAAACAAGCACGAAACCAACUACCAAAGCUGCAUUCAGCAAUUGCGAAUGAUUUGAAAUUAGUACAACAACAACAAGAGCAAACCUUCAAAUCAUCAUCAUCACCAUCAUCAUUAAUGCCUUCAUUCUCAUAUUCUCUACCAGCAUCAUCAUACCUAUCAGCAGCACAUUUUGCCAGUACUUACGCACCACAAACGCCUUCAUCACUAAAUCGACACCAGCAUCAGCAUCAGCAUCAACACCAACAUCCGCAUCAUCAAAAUCAACAUCAAAAACCGAAACAAAAACAAAAACGGAAUCUGCUGCAGAGACAAUUUAAGUUUGCUUCAAUACCACAACAAACACAACCAUCAGUACAACCACAAUUGUCGUAA